Salmo salar (Atlantic salmon) is the source of this 2172-nucleotide messenger RNA. RefSeq names its product prothrombin. Gene Ontology annotation, biological process: proteolysis; positive regulation of blood coagulation; platelet activation. The record is from RefSeq and is a predicted model, not a curated record. Gene Ontology annotation, molecular function: serine-type endopeptidase activity; calcium ion binding. Gene Ontology annotation, cellular component: extracellular region. Lineage: Eukaryota; Metazoa; Chordata; Actinopteri; Salmoniformes; Salmonidae.
GUUGAAACUUUAAUGGAAAUACUGAGUGCAAUUUUAUGUUGUUGACAUGACCCAGGUGGGAGGUGCAGCCCCGAGUCAGUCUUAGUACAGUGGUUCAAUAUUAACCAGGUGUUUCAAUGUAACAGAAAGUGGGGGGUUUCAAUGAGUACUGGAUUUUGAGUGGGUGAGAAGGUUUGGUGAUGUCCUAGGUUUUACAAGGAGUUCUGUCUUAACCAUCCGCAACAAUGGGUCGAAUACCCGCAACUCUCAUUUUCAUUAUACUAUUUUCUUCUACUCUUCAGAUCACCCUUUGUGAAAAUGUAUUUCUUAACAGCAAGGAGGCCUCACAGGUUUUUAUCCGUGCUAAACGGGCAAAUUCCUUCCUUGAGGAGUUGAAACCUGGGAACUUGGAACGGGAGUGCAUCGAGGAGAUCUGUGACCAUGAAGAAGCCCGUGAAGUCUUUGAAAAGCCUGACAAGACGAAGGCCUUUUGGGGCAGCUAUUUGGCUUGCAAAGGCACUUCACUGCUGAGAGUCAAGGACAAUAUAAAAACCUUGAGAGGGUGUAUUGAUGCCAGUGGAGAAUGCUCAGUGGGCAAUGGUGUGAACUACAACGGUACCAUCUCCACUACUUCCUCAGGAAAAACAUGCCAGUACUGGUCCAGUAACUUCCCACACAGAAUUACGGAGUUCAAUACUUCGCUGGAUGACACCCUGUAUGAGAACUAUUGCAGGAACCCAGACAAAACUCCCGAAGGACCUUGGUGCUUCACCAGGGAUCCCACAGUCAGGAGAGAGCAAUGCAUAGUCCCAAAAUGUGGUGAGCCUUGGGUACCCCCAAAAGUAUCUGCUACAGUGGAUGGGAAAGCCAAGUACACCAAGAAGGACUGCCUGGCCAACAAUGGCUUGGAUUAUACAGGUGAUCUCUCAGUUACCAUGAAUGGCAAAAAGUGUCUACCUUGGGCCUCCCCAAAGGCAUUGGCACUCAGCAAAGGAAAGAAUUUCAUCCCAGAGGUCAAACUUGUGACGAACCACUGUAGAAACCCUGAUGGAGAUAUGGAGGGACCCUGGUGCUAUGUGGACCAGCAUGGAAAUACCACUGUGGACUACUGUGACCUUGAGAUGUGUGAUGACCCAAUAGAUAACUAUGAGGAGGCGGCCGGUGGAAGGGAAAGGACAACACUCUCUGGGCCCAGACAAUCCUUCUUCAGCCCUCGGAGCUUUGGCAGUGGAGAGUUGGUGUGCGGAGAGCGACCCAUGUUUGAGAAGAUAAGUAAGAAGGACGGUAGAGAGCAAGAACUGAUUGACUCCUACCAAGGAGGCCGUAUUGUUAAAGGGAUUGACGCAGAAGUGGCCAGUGCACCAUGGCAGGUGAUGUUGUACAAGAAAAGCCCACAGGAGCUGCUGUGUGGGGCCAGUCUAAUCAGUGACGAGUGGAUCCUCACUGCAGCCCAUUGCAUCCUCUACCCGCCAUGGAACAAAAACUUCACCAUCAAUGACAUCCUGGUCCGCCUUGGCAAACAUAACAGAGCUAAGUUUGAGAAGGGCACAGAGAAGAUUGUGGCCAUUGAUGAGAUAAUUGUCCACCCCAAGUACAACUGGAAGGAGAACCUGAACCGGGACAUUGCUCUGCUGCACAUGAGGAGGCCCAUUGCUUUCACCGAUGAGAUUCAUCCCGUCUGUCUACCAACCAAGCAGGUUGCUAAGACACUGAUGUUUGCUGGCUAUAAAGGCCGUGUGACAGGCUGGGGGAACCUUUAUGAGACAUGGAGUUCCUCCCCCAAGUCUCUACCCACAGUUCUCCAGCAGAUCCAUCUACCCAUCGUUGAACAGGAUAUCUGCAGGGACUCUACCUCUAUCCGCAUCACUGACAACAUGUUCUGUGCUGGCUUCAAACCAGAGGAACAGAAAACUGGUGACGCUUGUGAAGGGGACAGCGGUGGUCCCUUUGUCAUGAAGAGCCCAGAUGACAACCGUUGGUACCAGAUCGGCAUUGUGUCCUGGGGAGAAGGAUGUGACAGGGAUGGGAAAUAUGGAUUCUACACCCAUCUUUUCCGUAUGAGAAGGUGGAUGAAGAAAGUUAUUGACAAAACAGGCGGUGAUGACGACGAUUGAUUGUUAUUUCUUCUCAUUUUCUCUACAUGCAAAGGAAACUGAUGUAACGUUGGAAAUAAACAUGCGUUCCUGAUCAUGA